CCAAGCGGCGUUAAAAUGCCGGAUUUCAAUAGCUUGCCUGUUCUUGAUUGGAAUGCUUUUUGGAGUCCGCUUCUUCGUCUCGGUGGAGAGAGCGGCGGAAGACAUCGGAUCCCAUCGACGCCUCCUUUUUCCUCGUUCCGGCUGCCCUGGAUGGGCCAAUCUGCCUCCACACAAUCCAUCAAAGCUCUCUCCUGUUCCUCCUCCUCCUCGGGUCGCCGUGCGAGGUUUGCAUCUGGCACCAUCGGCCAGCCGGCUGCGAUGACCAAAGGAGAAUUGGCCUCGUGCGAGGAUGCCACCGGUCAUUCCGCGAGGGAUUACACAACCGAACUUCCAGACGAAUGCCUUGCCCUCGUCUUCCAGUCCCUUGGCUCCGCCGACCGAAAGCAGUGCUCUCUGGUGUGCAAGCGAUGGUUAGUGAUCGACGGCCAGAAUCGACACCGUAUUUCCCUCGACGCUCGGGAAGGUCUCCAAGAUGCCGUGCUGGGCAUCUUCGCACGAUUUGACGCCGUCGCUAAGCUUGCGCUCAAAUGCGAACGACGCGCCGAGAGUGUCGGCGACGAAGCUCUUGCUCUGAUCGUCGCUCGGUGCCCGAAUCUCACGCGCCUCAAGCUCCGUUCUUGCCAUGCCAUUACCGACGUCGGUAUGGCUGCCGUCGGCAAGCAAUGUGCUGUUCUACGCAAACUCUCUGUCGGGUCUUGUAGCUUCGGUUUCAAGGGCAUUGAGGCCGUCGUCCGUGGCUGUUCGCUUCUAGAGGAGCUCUCCAUCAAGAGGCUGCGUGGCCUACCUCCCACCCUCUGCGCUAACGAGGCUGGCAACGAAAUCAUUGGGUCUAUCUCCCUCCGAUCUAUCUGUCUGAAAGAAUUAUACCAUGGUCUGUGCUUUGCGCCGCUCAUCUCCGGAUCCUCCAACCUCAAAACCCUAAAGUUAAUCAGGUGUUCCGGUGACUGGGACAUGCUUCUAGAGGAUAUAGCAGAUGAAGUCCCUGGGAUAACUGAGAUCCACCUCGAGAAGCUUCAGGUCAGUGAUCGCGGCCUUGCUGCUCUCUGUUCUUGUGUCGAUCUCGAGAUCCUUCAUAUUGUAAAGACCCCGGAGUGCACUGACAUCGGCCUCUCCGCCAUCGCUGAACGCUGUCACCUCCUCCGUAAGAUCCAUAUUGAUGGGUGGAAGACCAAUAGGAUCGGCGAUGAGGGCCUCAUAGCUAUUGCAAAACAGUGUCCUAACCUUCAGGAGCUGGUACUUAUUGCUGUAAAUCCAACUGUACGAAGCUUAGGGCAUAUAGCGAUUAACUGCCGUAACUUGGAGCGCCUUGCCAUCUGUGGCAGCGAUACCUUUGGGGAUGCCGAAAUUACUUGUGUUGCCUCCAAAUGCAUGGCUUUGAAGAAGCUUUGCAUCAAGGGAUGCCCAGUAUCUGAUCAUGGAAUGGAGGCCCUUGCCGAAGGUUGUCCAAAGUUGGUUAAAGUCAAAGUAAAGAAGUGUCAAGGGGUGACACCAGAAUUUGCAGGUUGGCUGACAGCAUGUAGGGAAGGGAUGGUGGCAGUCAAUUUGGACACAGCUGCACAAACUGAGAAGCCAGAAACUAGCAUUGGUGAGAGUGGGGCGCUUGAAAACAUUGACCAGUUGAUCGAUCAAAUUGGGGUUGUUGAUCUUCACUCAUCAGGCAGUAGUUCUAGGCCAUUGCCAUGGAAGGCACGAAUGGGAUUUUGCCCUGGUAAGAACUUUGUAGUAUCUGUUAUCCGGAGAUGGUCUCAUGGGAGUAGUAACUCCAAUCAUACAUGAAAAGGAAAAACAAGCUCUUUCUUCUCUGCUUUUCAUCUAGCCAAGUACUUAAAGUUGUAUGUCAAUUAACUCUUCAAAUCCAAUGUGGUAAUUUGCUUGAUGUUAUUACUGGUAAGCUGUUUAUCCUGUCUACUGGAAGUUGUUAAAUGGUGGUUUUGCUUUCA
Molecule: messenger RNA, 1940 nt
Organism: Zingiber officinale
Lineage: Eukaryota; Viridiplantae; Streptophyta; Magnoliopsida; Zingiberales; Zingiberaceae
Product: F-box protein SKIP2-like
Exons: 1
Coding region: 16-1776 (586 amino acids)
Biological process (GO): SCF-dependent proteasomal ubiquitin-dependent protein catabolic process
Cellular component (GO): SCF ubiquitin ligase complex
Molecular function (GO): protein binding
Source: RefSeq, a predicted model, not a curated record